Staurois parvus is the source of this 309-nucleotide messenger RNA. NCBI's taxonomy places the organism in Eukaryota, Metazoa, Chordata, Amphibia, Anura, Ranidae. The record is from the annotation of a GenBank genome assembly.
UGUUUGAUCCUGUCUUCUUAGAUCCUCCCCUUCUUCCAGUGUCCUGCUCUAUUCCCCUGAUAAGACAUAUGGUGUGGAGACACUCUGCACAUGCUCAUUUUGGUGUUUUUUUUUCUUGGGACAGUGCAUGUGAUCAGUACAGGGCCAGUCAGCACUGUACAGAGAGAGGUCAGGUGUUCUGCAUCCUCCUAGAGCAGAAAAAAACUCCUCCUACAAGCUUUAACCAGUGCUUGGCUGGACACUGAUAGAAAUCACAAGACUGCUCUAACUGCUGAUGAGAAAAGGCAUUUAUCAGUUUAUAUUUACUAA